Messenger RNA from Neurospora tetraspora, 2154 nucleotides. RefSeq lists its product as uncharacterized. The transcript has 4 exons. Bases 314 to 1954 code for a protein of 546 amino acids. The record is from RefSeq and is a predicted model, not a curated record. Gene Ontology annotation, cellular component: endoplasmic reticulum. Gene Ontology annotation, molecular function: protein binding. Lineage: Eukaryota; Fungi; Ascomycota; Sordariomycetes; Sordariales; Sordariaceae.
UAACUGAGGUACCAGCUGCUACACCAAUACGUCAGCGGGAACAACGUGUACCUCGAGUUUUCAACCUCAACCUCAACCUUCACACUUUCUACAUCCCGUCAUUCAUCUCAAUUCCCAUUACAGUUUCCUCAUUACUUCAUUUAACUCUGGGAUUUCGAGUCUGGAUCACGCAAUUAGUCGAUUCGGAAUUACAUAUAGCUGUGGAUCAUAACAGGUUAUUCGACCAGUCGCGGAAACCGAUCGACCCAGCCAGCUAUCCAACCAUCAUUCUCCCACCUUGCAAUCGAGCUACCCAGACGACAGAAAAGACAACAUGUUCUUCACAGGCACUCUCCAAGAAGGCAUCGCUGCGGCUAUCCAACAGACCAAAAGUCUGGUCUGUUUUGUUACAGACGACAACACUGAAUCCCAACAAUGGGAAACCGAGUUCCUCAAUGAUGAAGCCAUCUCCCCUCUCAUUGAGUCCAGUGCCGUGGUGCUGAAGUUGGUCGCGGGCAGUACUGAGGAGGGAUACUUGGCUCAGUUGUUCCCGGUGCCGAAGAAGCCUACUGUGGUUGUCCUUAGGGGCGGGCAGCUCAAGGAGUACAUUGCUGCUGGAGUCACGAAGGAGGAAUUCGUGAGGAGGCUGAGAGCUGCUCUUGGGGAGCAACAGGCGGUUUCUACAGGUGCUACUCCAGGUUCGGCCUCAGUUCAGGAAUCUCAGUCAGAACAGGGACAAGAGCAGGCAUCAUCGGCAGCGGCACCAUCAGAGCCAGCACCUCAACCAUCAGCGGAACAGACAACUGCCCCGGCUACAUCAUCUAUCGAGGCUUCAACUUCUCAACAACCUCCCACCAAUACCACUACGACCACCGAGCCUACAACCGCCUCCUCAUCAUCCCCAGCCACAACAACCCCCACCACCACCAACACAACCCAACAAGCCCAAAUCCAAGCCAUCCUCACCGAGCGCGCCGCCCGCCUCGCCGCCCAAAAGAAACAACAAGAAGAAUCCGCCCGCGCCGCCGCCCGCGCCCGAGCCGCAGCCGAAGACCCCAACUCCCCCGCCCGCCAAGCCGCCGACGCCCUCCGCAAGAAACAGCAAGAAGCGCGCGAAGAGCGGCAGCGGAUUCUCAAGGCCAUCGAGGACGACAAAGCUGCUCGCAGAGCAAGGCAGUCGGAGAAGCAGUCGGAGAAGCAGCGGGAGAAGGAUAAGGGGAAGGGGAAGGAAGAGGGAUUGCCCUUCGCACCAGCUAGUCCGUUGUUACCCCGUGGUAACCAGCCAGUCCAAAGCACGGGACAUUGUGCGUUGCAAGUGAGAUUGACGGAUGGGUCGACUAUUAGAUCUCGGUUCUUGACGGAGAAGGAUACGGUUAGGGAGGUUAGGGAGUGGGUUGAGGCUACUGUCCCUUCUAAUGAUUCGGUGAAGAAGGGGAGGUAUAGCUUCAAGGUGCUGUUGACGCCUCAGCCCAGCAGGAGGAUUGAGCAAGAGGAGGAGGGGAAGACGCUCGGGGAGCUGGGGCUGGCGCCGAGCUCGACGCUGAUUUUGGUUCCGACUGCUGGCGGAUCGGGGAGCAGCGGCGUGAGGGUAAGCUUUGCGGCGGCUCAGGGAGGUGAGGGAGGAGGAAAUAUCUUCCAGCGCUUGAUUGGGUUCUUGGUUGCCUUUUUCAACACGGUGGUGGCUUUCUUUUCGACGCUGUUCAGUGUCUCGGGCCCGCCCAAUGCUGGUCCUACGCCGGAGCAGGUGGCUGCUGAGGUUAGGGGCGAGCAGCAAGCUGCCUCUAGGGCGGAGGGGGCUAGUGGGAGGUCACUUGGUGGAGGUGGUGCGGGUGCUGCUGUGAAUAGGGGCACGGGAAGCAGGAUCAAGGGAUUUGGUGAUGAGAGGAGGGAUGAGGAGCGGAAGAGGAACGAUCAACAGUUUUAUAAUGGGAACUCGACAAACUUUGAGCCUAGACAUGAUGAUGAUGAGAACUAAAGCCAGCACUGCGCUGAUGCCAGAAGAGAGAAAGACAUUUUCCCGCUACUCCAGUAGAUUCUAAACGAGAAGAAGGAAGAAGGCACAUCCAUACUGUAGUCACCAUUAGACAAAGCGAAGAAAAUGAAAAGAGGCUUGAUCCCUCCUGAGAGGGAGGCAGAGAUCUUGUAUUUUUACAAUUGUUUUUUUUUUUUUUUUUU